Cynoglossus semilaevis (tongue sole) is the source of this 3870-nucleotide messenger RNA. RefSeq names its product phosphorylase, glycogen, liver (gene pygl). The coding region runs from base 95 to 2656 and encodes 853 amino acids. NCBI's taxonomy places the organism in Eukaryota, Metazoa, Chordata, Actinopteri, Pleuronectiformes, Cynoglossidae. Gene Ontology annotation, biological process: glycogen catabolic process. The transcript has 20 exons. Gene Ontology annotation, molecular function: pyridoxal phosphate binding; glycogen phosphorylase activity. Gene Ontology annotation, cellular component: cytoplasm. The record is from RefSeq and is a predicted model, not a curated record.
UUUCACCUUACUUCACUCUCCUCUGUAGCACCAGCACCAGCACCAGCACCAGCACCACUCACCGUCCACAGACCGUGACAGGUUCUCCUUCAACAUGGCGACCCCGCUCACUGACCAGGAGAAGCGCAAACAGAUCAGCAUCAGAGGGAUUGUUGAGUUGGAGAAUGUGACGGAGCUGAAGAAAGGCUUCAACCGACACCUGCACUUCACCCUGGUCAAAGACAGGAACAUAGCGACUCCCAGGGAUUAUUACUUCGCUCUGGCCCACACGGUCAGAGACCACCUGGUGGGCAGAUGGAUCAGAACACAGCAGUUCUACUAUGAGGCUGAUCCAAAGAGGGUGUAUUACCUCUCCCUGGAGUUCUACAUGGGCAGGACGCUGCAAAACACCAUGAUCAACCUGGGGCUGCAGAACGCCUGCGAUGAAGCCAUUUACCAGCUUGGUCUAGACAUGGAGGAGCUGGAGGAGAUGGAGGAGGACGCAGGCCUUGGGAAUGGAGGCCUGGGGCGACUGGCAGCAUGUUUCCUGGAUUCAAUGGCCACCCUGGGUCUGGCAGCCUAUGGUUAUGGCAUUCGGUACGAAUAUGGAAUCUUUAACCAGAAGAUAAGAGGUGGUUGGCAGGUGGAGGAGGCAGAUGAUUGGCUGAGACAUGGAAACCCCUGGGAGAAAGCACGUCCUGAGUACAUGCUGCCAGUCCACUUCUAUGGAAGGAUUGUGGAGACCAAAGACGGGUCCAAAUGGGUGGACACUCAGGUUGUGUUGGCCAUGCCGUACGACACGCCCAUCCCUGGUUACAUGAACAACACGGUCAACACCAUGAGGCUGUGGUCAGCACGAGCUCCCAAUGACUUCAACCUCAGAGACUUUAACGUUGGAGAUUACAUACAGGCAGUGCUGGACAGAAACCUGGCAGAGAACAUCUCCCGCGUUCUUUACCCCAACGACAAUUUCUUCGAAGGAAAAGAACUUCGUCUGAAGCAGGAAUAUUUUGUGGUGGCAGCGACGCUGCAGGACAUCAUCCGCCGCUUCAAAACCACAAAGAAGGGAACGCCGGCACGGACGUCCUUCAAGAGUUUCCCAGACAAGGUUGCCAUUCAGCUGAAUGACACUCAUCCAGCCAUGGCCAUCCCUGAACUGAUGAGGAUCUUUGUGGACAUCGAGAAGCUGGACUGGGACACGGCCUGGGAUCUCACCAGACGCACCUUCGCCUACACCAACCACACGGUCCUGCCUGAGGCUCUGGAGCGAUGGCCCGUCCAGCUGCUGGAGACGCUGCUGCCCAGACAUCUUCAGAUCAUCUACCAGAUCAACCAGGCUCACCUGGAUAAAAUCGCAGUUAUGUUUCCCAAAGACCUUGAAAAGCUGAGGAAAAUGUCUCUGAUCGAGGAGGACGGGUGUAAGAGGGUCAACAUGGCUCAUCUGUGCAUCGUGGGCUCUCACGCCGUCAACGGAGUGGCUGAGAUUCACUCCAACAUCAUCAAGACCCAAGUGUUCCGUGAUUUCAGUGAACUGGAACCGGACAAGUUCCAGAACAAGACUAACGGCAUCACUCCCAGACGCUGGCUGCUGCUGUGUAACCCAGGACUGUCUGAGCUCAUCGCUGAGGUCAUCGGUGAAGAUUACGUCAGGGACCUGAGUCAACUGGAGAGGCUGAAGAUCUUUGUGAACGAUGCUGCGUUCAUCAGAGACGUCUCCAAAGUCAAACAGGACAACAAGCUGAAGUUUGCCCAGUUCCUGGAGAAGGAGUAUCGGGUGAAAAUCAACCCUUCGUCCAUGUUCGACGUCCACGUGAAGAGAAUCCACGAGUACAAGAGGCAGCUGCUCAACUGCCUGCACAUCAUCCACAUGUACAACUGCAUUAGGGAGCAUCCUGCUGCAGCUUUUGUACCACGGACAGUGAUCAUUGGCGGGAAGGCCGCUCCAGGGUAUCACAUGGCUAAAGUGAUCAUCAAACUCAUCACCUCAGUGGCUGAUGUGGUUAACAACGAUCCUCUGGUGGGAGACAAGCUGAAGGUCAUCUUCCUGGAGAACUACAGAGUGUCUCUGGCAGAGAAAGUGAUACCUGCUACUGACCUGUCUGAGCAGAUCUCCACCGCUGGCACCGAAGCCUCAGGAACAGGAAACAUGAAGUUCAUGCUGAACGGAGCUCUGACCAUCGGCACCAUGGAUGGAGCCAACGUGGAGAUGGCGGAGGAGGCUGGAGAGGAGAACCUGUUCAUCUUUGGCAUGAGGGUGGAGGAUGUGGCUCAGCUGGAUAAAGAGGGAUAUGAUGCCAUGACCUACUACCAGAAGGUUCCACAGCUGAAGAAAGUCAUGGAUCAGAUCACCAGUGGAUUUUUCAGCCCCAACAAUCCAGAGCUUUUCAAAGACCUCACAAACAUGCUGUUCAAGUUUGACCGUUUCAAAGUAUUUGCAGACUUCGAAGCCUACUUGAAAUGUCAAGAGAAGGUCAGCCAGCUCUACCAGGAUCCAGUUCAAUGGACCAAGAUGGUGAUCAGAAACAUCGCAGCCACAGGAAAGUUCUCCAGCGAUCGCACCAUCACAGAGUACGCCACCGAGGUGUGGGGGGUGGAGCCUACGGACUUGAAAAUCCCAGCGCCCAAUGAGCCGCGAGAGGCCAUCGAGGAGACGGUCAGAGCCAUGAAGAAAAUGUGAUCAACCACAGAAAAAAAAAGAAACAAAGGUGCCUUCUUGUUUACAGAAUGUUUAAAAAAUGGAAUGUUUAAAAAAAAAUGGAAUGUUUAAAAAAAAAUCACAUAGACCUGUGUGAAAGUCUUAGGCUGCCCAAUUGUUUUGAGAGCAUAAACAUCUUUUCUUUAGGAUACAACCAGAAAAUAUAAAAAGUAUAUGCAGAUGUCUCUGUCUUGGGUGUAAGUCUGUGUAAGGAGGAAACAUUGUGUCCAUGUUUUUGAAGCAAUCCUAUAGGGCAUCAGGUCUGAUCAGUCAUUGGAUUGGCCUCCUUUCUGUUUUUUAUCAUUUAAGUUGAACCAUUUUUACUCUACUUACUUCUACCCUUUUCCAAAAAUGACGACCUUAAAGUUUCACCCCUGAUCUUGUGUUAAGAGGACAGUGCUAUUAUGUUAUUUUGCCAUUAGCAAGCAAGCUAAACGUCUUGAGUGCAAUGUUAAUUUGGUUUCAAGUUGAUUUUUGUAAAACUUUACAGCCCUGUCCUACUGUAUGGGCUAUUAACUCGUAUUAACUGGUUGAUUUAAUACAUCAGUCAUUAAUGUUUUUUAAUAUAUUAAUCGCUCAGGUUAAUUUGCUCCAUUCAUAAAUUCAAAUAUGACCUUGAGAGGAGGCUAAGGAGCUGCAUGUGCUCAGGGGUUUGAGAUCACUGUUCUAGACCAAGGGCUGCCUUGAAAGACUCCCAGUUUUAUACUCUACCUCUAGUGAUAUUUAAAAACAGGUCAGAGGUCAAACUAUUACACACUCUAAGGCCAGGAACAGGUUACUAUUAUAGUACUGCUUAAACGACAGAUACUGUAUAGUUGUGGCUUAAGACUUUUUAACAGUAUUGUACAGUAUUUACUCACUUUUCUUUGUGACAAAGCACUAGACGCUGAACCUUGUCUGUUACAGUCUGUUGGCGUCAAACCUAUGCAGUUAAUACACAGCCACAUUAGGAAGCAAGCUUGAGUAUUUGAAUAGAGUACAGUACAUGAUGGAAGGACCAAAUCUGCAUCUUCAGGAAUUCUGUGGGACGUCAGUCGCAGAACAAUUGACUGAACAAAAAUGUGUGCAAAGUCAGAGAAGAAGGCUGUAUUCUGGGUGGGUAGAAAAAUAUGUGUUCCUUUCAUUCUUUUUCUCCUUCUUUUUCUUGUCUCGUCUGUCGUAUUUCUUCCAGUGUGAAUUAAAAGACUCAGAUUUUA